CUUUGAUCCAGCCUUCUUUUGAAACAUUCAUCCUUUGGUGAUUCCAUCUUCAAUAUUUUUGAAACAUUUAAAUAACCAUCUAUCGGAGUCUGUUUUAUUGGUGAAAUCUUGCCUAGCCGGUGCAGCGCACCAUACACAUUUUCUAAAAAUGCCAUUCUUAAUCAAUAGCCUCACGACGCUGAGUUCCCUGAGCCUCAGGCUCAUCGCCUAUGUAUUUCUAAGAUGGAUUCCCGGACAUUGGGGCCCAGUUGCCGUAUUCUCUCUCCUAUCCGUCUAUGUUCCAUCCUUUAUUACAAGCCUUCUCUCAACUCCGUCCGAAGAACUUGUCGCUGCUGAAGUUGACGUUACCGUGUCCGAACAAACUGGCCGGUCGAAACCUCCAAACAAGGCUUCCUCGGCCUCGCAUUCCACGAACCUGAGGAACGACAAGAAGCCUCCGCCACAGACCCGGGAAGAAAUUUCAAUUUAUGAAACCCUCUUACUGGCCCAGUCCGAUCCGCGCAUAAUCCGCACCCUACUCACCGGCCUGCCGAGCCCAGCAUCAACGUUAUGGAGCUGCCUGACAUUCAUGAUCAACGUCCUCCUUGCGCUUAUGGUUGCCGAUCUGACCUAUCACGCUCCCGUGCUUUACCCUGGUCAUGACCUCUCCUUUGCACGCGUAGGCUUUGUGUCUGACACAUCUGCCAAAAUCCUCGUGCGAGAGCCCAACAACACCCUUCUUCCGCUGUAUGUCUCCUACCGAGUCGACGACUACACUGGCGAUCGAUGGAAGCCCGGCGGAACAAUUUAUUUCCUCGACAACUUCACCGACUUUACCAGCACCGUCACAAUCUCCCGUCUCAAGCCUGACACUCCCUACCAAUGGUCCGUCUCAAACGACCACAAGGGAAAGUUCCGGACCGCCCCAUCGCCAGGACAUACCACCAAUUCCGACAUUUCUCCAUUUACAUUUCUCACAAGCAGCUGCAUCAAACCACGCUUUCCUUACAAUCCUCUAGAGCACCCACUGGGCUUUCCCGGGUUCCGGAAGAUGGCCAAAGUUGUCGAAAAAAUGUUUCCCCCACCUCAAUUCAUGCUCUUCCUCGGCGACUUCAUUUAUAUUGACGUGCCACGGCGGUUCGGCAUUGACCGCGAGACCUACCGCUCCGAAUACCGUCGGGUAUACUCGUCUCCCGACUGGCCACGUGCGUCCAAGACGUUGCCUUGGAUUCACGUAUACGAUGACCAUGAAAUCUCCAACGACUGGGACCAGAACACCACCGGCGUCUACCAAGCCGCCGCCGACCCCUGGAACCUCUACCACGUGGCAGCGAACCCAACACCCGCUGAGAAAGGAGCGACAUACUUUUCUUUCAUUCAGGGGCCCGCGGCAUUUUUCCUACUCGACACACGGCGGUAUCGCUCACCAGAAUUCGACCUACCGAACAAUAGCUCAGGAAAGACUAUGCUUGGCACCGCCCAGCGUAAGGCCUUUAUCAAAUGGAUCCGCGAGCCUGUGCCCAAAGGCGUCAAGUGGAAGAUUGUGGUGACCAGUGUCCCCUUUACCAAGAACUGGCGAUUCGGCGGAGAAGAUACCUGGGCCGGGUACGUCUUUGAGCGCAACGAGCUUCUCGAAGCCAUGUGGGACGUGAGCACCAGGACAGGAGUUGGAUUCAUUGUGCUCAGCGGUGACAGACACGAAUUUGCUGCAACUCAAUUUCCUCCGCCUCGAGGAAGCAAGUACGGUCUCAACGCGGCGGUUCACGAGUUUAGUGUCUCUCCACUAAGCAUGUUUUACUUGCCUGUCCGGACUUAUGAGCAGCGUGAUGACGAGGACGUGUGUCUGAAGUAUCUCCCAGAUGGAAACUCCAAAUUCGGUGCCAUCGAGAUAUAUCCUCACAAACCGCCAAACGAACAAGCGUUGCUCAAGUAUCGACUCUUCAUUGACGGCAAAGAAGCAUGGAAUUAUGUAGUCACUUCGCCGCCCUCAGGAGGUGGUGGGAGAUGGCAGUAGACUCCUUUCUUUUUUCUUAAUUUGCAAUCUAUUUUCUUGAUUAUACUCUGGGUGGCAUCAGCUGUAGUUGCAUUCCAAUAUUUUCAGUCCGAAUGAAGCAGAAAUCUCUUAUAUCGUAAUAAUAAUCAUCAUCAUCAUCGUCAUCAUUCUUCCCUCUGAAUACAAAAAUCUCGCGCUCG
This is a messenger RNA of Xylona heveae TC161, 2172 nucleotides long. RefSeq names its product alkaline phosphatase family protein-like protein. Lineage: Eukaryota; Fungi; Ascomycota; Xylonomycetes; Xylonales; Xylonaceae. The record is from RefSeq and is a predicted model, not a curated record. The transcript is spliced from 4 exons. The coding region runs from base 149 to 1993 and encodes 614 amino acids.